AUGAAAAUUGAUUCAUUAAAAUCCGCGAUCAGGCAUUUUAAAAAUGCUUACGAGGUCGUUCAAUUUCUUCGAUCUCGAGCUGGAGUUAUUGAAAAAAUUUCAAUUUCGAAAUCGCUUAGCAAUUGCUACAAUCGACUUGGGGAAUUAUACUAUAAUUUGGCUAAAGAAGUGAAUCUUCCAUCUGAUGUGGGUGAUGAUGUUGAAGCAAUGUUCACGAAACUUAACCUCGACGCGGGUGCAGCUUCUUCUUUUCAGGAAUCCAUGGUCAAUUUCGUGGAAUGCGUUCGAUAUGGAGCAAUAAGUUGUGACUUAGCAGAUUCGAUCGAAACCGAUUUGCAGAAGGAAAAUGACAAGAAAAUCGCUGUUUGCAUAAGUGCUCUCGAAAAAUAA
This is a messenger RNA of Oikopleura dioica, 390 nucleotides long. The record is from the annotation of a GenBank genome assembly. NCBI's taxonomy places the organism in Eukaryota, Metazoa, Chordata, Appendicularia, Copelata, Oikopleuridae.